AUGCGCACCCCGCGCGGAGAUGAAGAGUUGGCAGACGCCGAUGAAGGCAACGACUUCGAGUCUUUGAUCAGGCGGGCGAGGCAAGCACACAACCUGAACGUUAGGUGCCUCGAGGCGGAAGUGCAGAGGUUGCGGGAGAGGUUGGCGGCAGUGAUGGGGGACCACGGUGACGCGGAUAUUUUGUACGGCGGAGAACAGCCUGCUGUGCCACCUUUUAGUCGGACGAAAACCGAUGAUGACCAGAUCAGUCAGGAGGUGGCGUUACCCGAUGUGAAGGGUCAGCCGAGGCGCGAGAUCUCGGGCAGCAGCAAGGGUUUUAGUGAGUUUAGCAAUGACACAGGCGUUGGCAGGCGCAUUACAGAAAUAAGCACUCCAGGCAGUAGGCAAGCAGCAGUCUCCCGUGGGUUCAGCAGCACCUUGCGGCGGCAAGCAUCGUGGGAACGGUUUCUGGCAAGAAAAGGUGUUUUGUUUAGGGUCGUGCAGCACCCUGCCUUCGAAAUGUUCGUCGCUGGCAUGAUCCUCAUCAACGGUUGCGUUAUGGCUGCCGAGUCGCAGUACCAUGGUUUCGAUCUUGCCGUAUGGACUGGUCAUAGUAGUGCAGAUGGUGUAUCAUCCAGUGUGUGGCCACAUGGCGAAGCGGUGUUUGAAAUCUGUGAUUGGGUUUUCGGGGCAUUUUUCGCUGCCGAGAUUGUCAUCAAAGUCGUCGGCCUCCGCCUCGAGUUCACAAAGGAUUGCUGGAAUUGGGUUGAUCUUUCAGUGGUUGCGUUAUGUAUAGUCGCCUCGACGUGGACGUGGACGUGA
Molecule: messenger RNA, 801 nt
Organism: Prorocentrum cordatum
Lineage: Eukaryota; Dinophyceae; Prorocentrales; Prorocentraceae
Source: the annotation of a GenBank genome assembly